GGAGAUAUGUUGUGACUGUCUGGAGAGAGGAGGCGGUCAACUGGGAGGAGGAGAUUCCCCUCACUAUCAACGGAUGUGAGAGGCUGUUGCUCGACCCCGCUCUGCACACCCCCGCACUUCUCCGCAGUCAACAGGAAAGAGGCCACGGAGAGAAGAGGUCCGGCAGAAACAUGAGCAAGAACCAGAAAGAAGUUAAGAAAAUCCAGUCUGCUUAUCUGCAGAAUGUGGAGAAGCUCAACCAAGGGGCCAAGCAAGAGAGGAAGAGCUGGAAGGCCAAGGAAGGAGAUUUUGAGAAGCGCCAGCCACCUGCGAUCACACCCGUGAACAAAAGCUCAGCGCACAGAAUCAGCAGAGACCUGACCUGCUCCAUCUGCUUGGAUCUCUUCAAGCAGCCCGUUUCUCUACCUUGCGAUCACACCUUCUGCCAGGGCUGCAUUGAGAGCUACUGGACUGGACCGAGGGGCCACUGCCAAGGGGAAUCGGGCUCCUGUCCCCAGUGCAGGAAGGUCUACCCCGGGCGGAGCUACAGGCCAAAUCGCAUCGUGGCCAAUAUUGUGGAGAGCUACUGUCAUGGGUUGGAGGAGUGCGACGGUGGCGGCGGAACCAGGCUGGCCGAGACGGAGCAGGCGCCCGCUCCGGCUCCACGCUGCAGCCGGCACCGAGAGGAGCUGAAGCUUUACUGUGAGGAGGAUCAGGAGCUGGUGUGUCUGGUGUGCGGAAUCUCCCAGGAGCACAGGAACCACACUAUGAUGUGUGUGCAGGAGGCGGAGCUCAAGUACAGGCACUCGGAUGAGUUUCAGAUGACCGCCAAGGCAUCUCUGAGCAGCUCCAUGGAUUCCCUCAAAGCCGAGCUCAACACGGCGAUGCAGUGUGACAGGGAAGCUGAGGACGAAGUCAAAAAUCUUAAGGAACACACGGCUGACCUGAAGCAGCGCAUCGAGGCUCAGUUCAGCGACCUGCACCAGUUCCUCUACCAGGAGGAGAAGAUGCUACAGGUGAAGCUAAAGACGGAGGAGCGCCGCGAGCUGAUCCGUCUGGACGAGCACAAAGCUCUUUUGUGCGUGGAGAUCUCCCGUCUGCAUGGAGCCCUCCAAGAGAUCGAAGACAAGCUGAGGGAGCAGGACCCCUUCAUUCUACUACGGAGCAUCAAAAUGUUGCUGCAGAGACCUUCGCUCAAGUUCGAGAAGCCAGCUUUUACACCUCCCAGUCUGUGCGAAGGCCGAUUCGCGGGGCCCCUGCAGUACAGAGUGUGGAAAUCCAUGAAAGGAAACAUUUACCCGGUGCCCGCGGCCAUCACAUUCAACUCCAGCACGGCCAACCCUUGGCUCAGUCUCAGCUCGUCACUGACCUGCGUUCGCUACCAGACCUUUAACCACGCCGUGGAGGACAACCCGCACAGGUUCAACGCCGCCCUGUCGCUGCUCGCCAGCCAAGGUUUCACCCACGGCCGACACUACUGGGAGAUUGAAGUCUACAGCAGCACCGUGUGGACCGUUGGCGUGGCCCGGGAGUCUGUGCCCAGAAAAGGAGUCAUCAAAGCUCUCCCGGCUAACGGUUUUUGGACCCUCUCACUCUCUUAUGGUAUACAGUACAUGGCGGGUACGACCCCGCCGACUGUUUUGUCCCUGGAGGAGCCGUUGGCAAGGAUCGGGGUGUACCUGGACUACAAAAGAGGUCUGGUGUCCUUUUACAAUGCAGAAACCAUGACGCAUUUGUAUACCUUCAGGGAGAUGUUCAGUGAGACACUCUUUCCUUACUUCAACUUGGGAUUUUUGGAUAAAGUGCAUGAGAAUGAGCCUCUUAAAGUUUUCUUGCCAAAGAUUUAAAAUGACUGUGAAUUUUUUGUUUCUUUUGUACAGAAUGUGACACUCAAGUAGAUUUAGGAUGAUUUUUAAAGACUGUAGACGGGAUCUACGGACACUUGUGUAUUUGUAAUACAUCUAAUAAAGAUUUUAAUCUCCCAA
Molecule: messenger RNA, 1964 nt
Organism: Syngnathus typhle (broad-nosed pipefish)
Lineage: Eukaryota; Metazoa; Chordata; Actinopteri; Syngnathiformes; Syngnathidae
Gene: trim69
Product: tripartite motif containing 69
Exons: 7
Coding region: 171-1826 (551 amino acids)
Molecular function (GO): protein binding; zinc ion binding
Source: RefSeq, a predicted model, not a curated record